Anolis sagrei ordinatus is the source of this 2080-nucleotide messenger RNA. NCBI's taxonomy places the organism in Eukaryota, Metazoa, Chordata, Lepidosauria, Squamata, Anolidae. The record is from RefSeq and is a predicted model, not a curated record.
GUGUUGAUUGGCAUUCCUGCCAUGUGAGUGAGUUGAGUGCUGCCAGUGCCUGGGCUUCUGAAGCAGAGCAGCUCCAAGAAGGGAGAGGAGGGGGCUUCCCUUCCUCUCUUCCCAGGUGAGUGGGGUCAGCCAAGCAGGGAGAAGGGAAACUAGGGGGAGUUGCCCCCUUGCAGAAAUCCCUUCCUGUCUGGGUACAAGGCAUGCAAGGCUCUGGGGAUGAAUGACCUCUAGUAACCCAGCAGAGGAUCCCACCAUCAGGAGCCUGCCUCUUCCCAAUCAGAGUAAACAACCUGGAUGUGGGCUAUAUAACAACACACUCCUUUGUCUCAAGAAUGUUAAAAAUUGUUGAUGUUGGAUCCUAGACUGAAGAUGGAGGAGCCACACCAGACCAGCCCUGAAAGGGGAAGAGAGCCCUGUCAAAUGUGGGGCAGGAGACGUGUUGGGUUCCCAGGCAGAAUGGGCCAGGAUGCCCUGGAGAAGGAGGAGGCCUUCUGCACAGAACUUCAGGGCCAACGCUUCCGGCAUUUCCACUAUGAGGAGGCACGGGGUCCCCGAGAGGUUUGCAGCCGCCUCCACUCUCUGUGCCGCCUGUGGCUGAAGCCUGAGGAACAUACAAAGACGGAGAUGCUGGACCUGGUGAUCCUGGAGCAGUUCCUGGCCGUCCUUCCUGCCGAGAUGGAGCGCUGGGUGAGGGAAUGUGGGGCAGAGACCAGUUCCCAGGCUGUGGCCUUGGCUGAAGGAUUCCUCCUGAGCCAGGCCCAAGAGGAGAAGGUGCUUCAGGAAGAGCGGCAGGAGAGCGACGUCCUUCAAGCCGAGGAGGUUCCAAUGGACACCAGCGGUGGAGCAGCCACCUCACUGAGAGAUGGCUCAGGGAUGCCAGAACAAGGCAGCCACCCAUCUCUCCUCCUUGAUGCAUUGGACUUCCCUUCUCUGCAGACAGAUCAGGUGGACUUUGAGGACGUGGCUGUACAUUUCAGUGAGGAGGAGUGGGCCCGGCUGGAUCUCGACCAAAGGGCUUUGCACACAGAAGUCAUGGAGAAGAAUUAUGGGAUGGUGGCCUCUCUAGGUCUUGGUAGAUGGAAGAGCAAGAACGGAGUGGUGUCAUACAGAGUGCCGUUGGAAAGGGAGAGAUACAUGGAGGAGGAGGAGGAGGAGGAGGAGGAAGAGUGGAAUGAAAGAAGAGAAGCAAAAGAGAAGAGCAAUCAACUUGUUGCUUCUCCCAGUGCCGACACCUGGGAAACAUCAAUCCAUGAUGAAACAGAUAAAGUCAAAGAGAGCAGGGAGUGUGUCAUUUAUCAGAACGGCUUCCAUUGGGCUUCCAACCUGAACGUUGAUGUUUCAAAUGACUCGGAAGAGUACUCCCAUCCGUGUCCACAGUGGAAGGAGAGCUUCAGGUGGAACCACCUGGGAAUGCCUUCAGGGGAAAACCCAUACCUAUGCCAGGAGAUUGGAAGAGGGGACUUGACAGGGAAGACCACCGUGGUUGCCCACCAAAUAGAUCACGCAGGAGGGAAUCCAUAUCAUUGCCUGGAGUGUGGGGUUUCCUUCCGUUACAAGUCCGCUUUCAAAAAACAUUAUGUGAUCCACACGCUGGAGAAGCCCUACCAGUGCCAGGAGUGUGGGAAAAGCUUCCGCUGGGGGCCCCACUUGAAGAGGCACCAGUUCAUCCACACGGGAGAGAAGCCAUACCCCUGCCUGGAGUGCGGGAAGUGCUUCAAUCAGAAGAGGUACCUCACGGAGCACAAAAAGCUCCACACCGGAGACAAGCCCUUCAAGUGCCCCAAGUGCGGCAAGCGCUUCUACUGGUCUUCACAGCUCAACAGGCACCAGCUGGUUCACACGGAGGAGAAGCCCUACGAGUGCCUGCAGUGCGGGAAAGGCUUCAUUGAGAAGCGGAACCUCACCACACACCAAAUGAACCACACCGGAGAGAGACCGUACAUAUGCCUGGAGUGUGGAAAGAGCUACACGCACAAGUCCGUCCUCAGGCGGCACCAGAUGACUCACACAUUACGGCCAGCCACAGAAAUGCCUUCAGUAUUAGAUCAGCUUCAGUCAGAGAUUAAAGCAUGAAUAGACA